AUGGUCGAUACCGUACCGCACAUUGGUUCGUUAGGGAGAAGCUCACUUUUUGAUACGGGAGAUGGAGAGGUGGCUUCUAGUGCUGACACAAUUGGUGUAAACCAAGAAGACAUUGACGCGUUUGUAUCGAGUAAUGGCGAAACGGUUAAAUUGAAGAAGAAGUCUGCGAAAUCGGCCACGGGAAAUAUAAGUUUGUACACCAAUCCUGACACUGUUUGGAGAUCAGAUGAUACGUACGGCAUCAAUAUCAACUACUUACUAGACAGGAUUGAUGCAUCGAGCGGAGACCGUUCUAAUAGUUCCAAGACAUCUACCAUGGCUAGCAAAGUAGAUAAUAACUCUCUGUGGGUGGAGAAAUGGCGUCCCAAAAAAUUCUUGGACUUAGUGGGGAACGAAAAGAUAAAUAGGAGAAUAUUAGGUUGGCUAAGACAGUGGACCCCCGCUGUGUUUAAAGAACAAUUACCCAAAUUACCCAAUGAAAAGGAGGAAAAUGAAGCGGAACCAGAUCCGUUGAAAAGACCAUAUAAGAGGAUUUUGCUACUGCAUGGUCCACCCGGAAUAGGGAAAACAUCAGUGGCGCACGUUAUUGCCAAACAAUCAGGCUUUUCUGUCUCAGAGAUAAAUGCAAGCGAUGAAAGGGCUGGCCCUAUGGUGAAGGAGAAAAUUCAUAAUCUUUUAUUUAAUCAUACUUUCAAUGUCAACCCGGUAUGUUUAGUUGCAGAUGAGAUUGAUGGAAGCGCUGAAGGCGGAUUUAUUAGAAUUUUAGUUGACAUUAUCCAAAACGACAUGAAAGCUACUAAUAAACUAUUAUUUAGUCAACCGGAUAAGAAAAACAAGAAGGGUAAAAGUAGAAGGUCAGCUCUACUUAUACGGCCUAUAAUUUGUAUUUGCAAUAAUUUGUACGCACCUUCUUUAGAAAAACUAAAACCGUUUUGUGAGAUUGUUUCUGUGAAAAGACCUUCUGAUACCACACUACAAGAAAGACUGAACCUCAUCUGCCAUAAAGAAAACAUGAGCAUUCCUCUAAAGACAAUCAAUGACUUAAUUGAUCUGGCUCAAGGUGAUGUAAGGAAUUGUAUAAACAAUCUACAAUUUUUAGCUUCAAGUAUCGAUGGAAAAAGCAGUAAUAACCUGGAUGAACCCAACUCCAACAAAAGCACAUGGGGGUCAUCCAACAAAGAUUCGCCGAUAUCCUGGUUUAAAAUCGUAAACCAACUCUUUAGAAGAGAUCCACAUCGCGAAAUUAAAGAUCAAUUUUACGAAUUGUUACAUCAAGUGGAGCUCAAUGGUAACUCAGAUAAAAUAGUGCAAGGGUGCUUUAAUAUUUUUCCUCACGUGAAAUAUUCUGAUAAUGGUAUAAGGAAACCAGCAAAUAUCUCAGAUUGGAUGUUUUUCCACGACUUGAUGUACAAAUCAAUGUAUGAGCAUAAUGGCGAGCUGUUGCGAUACUCCGCUCUUGUACCUUUAGUAUUCUUCCAAACAUUCGGUGAUAUUGCAAACAAAGACGACAUUAGAAUGAAAAACAGCGAGUAUGAACAAAGAGAAUUGAAAAGAGCCAAUUCAGAUAUAGUUGAUUCGAUUGUCAGACACAUCUCGGUAGAAUCACCAUUGAUGGCCAGCUUUACAAAUAGAAACUCUCUGGUAUUUCAAAUACUUCCAUACUUGGAUUCUAUGAUCUCUUCUGACUUAAACAAAGUGAAAAAUUUGAAAUUCAAACAAACGAUUAUUGAAACAUUAGUCCAGGUGAUGAAAAGCUUUCAACUAAGUUUGAUGGAGAAUCAUUCAGACGGAUUUGAUGUAAGAGGUGGUUUGGCAAUCGAUCCGCCUAUCGACAAAGUUGUGUUGCUAGAUCCAAAACAUAUCAAUGAAGUCCAACAUAAGAGGCCAAAUAAUUUGAAUUUCCUCCUGGCCAAAAUUGAGGAGAACAAAGUUAAAAAGAGGCAUAUUGACCAAGUAACAAAUGAGAGAUUGCAGUCGCAGGAAAUUCAUACUAAAAAAACCAAGACGGCGCCAAAUUCCUCCUCCAGUACAAUCGACUUCUUUAAAAAUCAGUACCGAAUAAUAAAUCAAGCCCCGGAAGCUUCUGGGGAAAGGAAAAAUGCUGGCUCAGGUAAACCUGAUGAUAACACCGAGGAGGUUAAAAUAUGGGUAAAAUAUAAAGAAGGGUUUUCCAACGCAGUAAGAAAGAAUGUAACCUGGAAUAGCUUAUGGGAGUAA
Messenger RNA from Saccharomyces eubayanus, 2217 nucleotides. It is a transcript of the gene CTF18, whose product is annotated as Ctf18p. Gene Ontology annotation, cellular component: nucleus. The record is from RefSeq and is a predicted model, not a curated record. Lineage: Eukaryota; Fungi; Ascomycota; Saccharomycetes; Saccharomycetales; Saccharomycetaceae. The coding region runs from base 1 to 2217 and encodes 738 amino acids. Gene Ontology annotation, molecular function: ATP hydrolysis activity; DNA binding; ATP binding. The transcript has a single exon.